Doryrhamphus excisus (bluestripe pipefish) is the source of this 7781-nucleotide messenger RNA. Lineage: Eukaryota; Metazoa; Chordata; Actinopteri; Syngnathiformes; Syngnathidae. The record is from RefSeq and is a predicted model, not a curated record.
UUUUAUUUCUUAACUUUUUAGUAGUUCAUUUUUUAAUGCUGCUCUAGAUAUGCAGGAUUAUUUUUCUACUUUUACUUUACUAACCUGUCAAAAACAGUAUGUAAUUUUCAAUUUGGCCAGAGGAGGGCAGCAAUGUGUGCAUAACAUCAGCCUUACCACCCACUAUAACCUCAUACAGUCAAUAAUUACCUUUAACGAGCGGUUUAUUUAGAUAUGCAGAUUAUGUGGACUUGAAGAUGAUUGAUAUUUUUAGUUUAGCUCAGCUUAAAUGAAAAAAUAUUAAUUUUUCAUAUUUAACGAAGAAUAUAUUUUAAAAAAUAAUGGUCUAUAAAUUAGUUAAUUUACAGUUUAUAUUUGAAUGGGCAGGAAAUAUUGAUACUUAACCUGAAUUUAUAUAUAUAUAUUUAAAUAUAUAUAUAAUGUAGUUUAUUGACGUCUUCUACAUGCAUCGAUAAUACAAGUUUCAUUCAGCUAUUAGAUAAUGAAGCGCACUUCAACGUUGAUAGCUGAGCUCGUAGCCCCGCCUCCCUGUGAUGAUAUUCCCCGCGUUUUAAUUGGCUGUCGGAAGCCGUCACUCUUCAUCCUCCCAGGCUAGGUUGCUCUGCACCUUUCCAGCUUGCUCAAUUGAUGAGCAAUCCUGAGCUUCAAGCGGCUACGUUGACGUCUUUUAUUGGAACUACACAAAACCGCGUUACUUUGUUUGGAGAGGUUUGAAGAGAUUAUCUCGACCCCCCCCGUUUCGCGGAGUUGUUUUCCUCGCUACGACGGCAUCUGACAUUUAAUCCCGAAGAGGCGCUAUAGGAUUCUAACCACGGCUAUGAAUCGCUGUUUUUUUAACGCUCAACUGUUAAUGGUGUUGUCAUCUUGAGGAAGAAGCAGCCUACUUUUGCAAAAAAAAUGGCUGAAAUGCACCUGCUGUGGAAUAUCGGACUCCUGCUCCUCGUCCACGGUGGAUUCUAAAUGGAGGAAUAAGAUUGGAAAAAAGCGAUGGCACAUGCCUUGUUGUCGCGGUUCAUGCGUGAAGCGCUUAGCUCCGAACCGGGCGUGAUGACAACCGAGUGCCCCUCCUCUCCCGGGACUUGAAUAAAAAGGCGCUCCCCGACACUCCAGCCUCACUUUUUUUCCACGAUCUGCCCACUCAAGAUGGAGCUGUGACAUGUUGACGUCUCGUCAUCUGGCUCAUCUGCUUACAUUCAACUCCUAGCGUGGGACGUCCAAGUGUGCAACGCGGAUGAUCCCGACGCGGGAGGGAUUUGUGUAGAUUAUCGGCAGACUGCUAUUUUGCUCCGUGUUAAGUGAAUAUAUAUCGGCUUUUCACCGGCUCCUUUGCAACAUGAGAACCGCAGCCACAUGUCGACCCACAGCGGUGUCACCUCCGGGUGAACCUGUCCGAGCUAUUGUCUCCACGAUGCAAACGGAAGCGGUCCACUGAGCCCAGACCCCCCACCCUUUGAGGACAAAACCCACCCGGACGCCUGAACGCCUCACUCCGGAUACGUUGUGACUCUCACUCGGGCCGCCAACCGGAGGAUGUUGGAGUCAGGAUGCUGCGCUUCCCCGUGAAGAAGAUCCGGAAGCAGUUUAAGCUGCUGCUGCUUCUCGUGCUGCUCACCUCCGCGGUGUGGUUUACUUACCUGCACAUACACCAGGGAAAGACCAUCAAACUCCACUUUAAUUACGGCAAAGAUGGAGAAAGACAGACGGAGGGUACAGACACCGGCCGCAAGAGGGACGCUCGCUCGUCAGCUAGCCAUCACAAGAACGAGGACACCAGCGACAGCAGGGAGGACGAGGCGGCGGAAGACGAGCCGAUCGCAGGAGUCCCCAACAGCAGAGACCGCACCCACAUCAGCAAGUUUCUUACCGAGCGCCAUAAGAAAUUGCCAUGGAAACCAGAGUAUAAAGGCCAGGCCAACCUCCAUGUGUUUGAGGACUGGUGUGGCUCCUCGAUAGCCCAACUCAGAAAAAACCUGCACUUUCCCCUCUAUCCUCAUACUAGAACGACCGUGAAGAAGCUGGCCGUUGCUCCGAAGUGGAAGAAUUAUGGUCUGAGAAUCUUUGGAUUCCUUCACCCUUACAGAGAUGGGGAUUUCCAGUUCUCUGUAUCUUCUGAUGAUAAUUCAGAGUUCUGGCUCAGUCCUGACGAAAGCCCCCUCAACGCCCGGAUGCUGGCCUUUGUGGGUCAGCUGGGUACAGAAUGGACCGCUCCGGGGGAGUUCAGCAAGUUCAGGUCCCAGUCCUCCAAGUCUGUACAUCUGAUGUCAUCCAGACGAUACUACUUUGAGAUUCUGCACAAGCAGGAUGACAAGGGUUCCGAUCACGUGGAGGUUGGGUGGCGUCCGUUCCUCCCUGGUCUGAAAUAUGAAGUCAUAGACUCAGCCUACAUUUCACUGUAUACAGACGAGUCCAGUCUCAAGAUGAACAGUAUAGGUCACAUCCCUCAAACCUUUGCCAGUCACGUCCGCCUCCCAGAGGAGUCUCUACCCUGGAAGGUGGAAGGAGGUGGCAUCCCACAGCACGGAGCAGACAUGCUGAAGCCGGACCCGAGAGACACCUUCUAUAGCACUCCCAUGAUCGACCCCUCUCGCCUGGAAAACAUUCUGCCUGCUUGUCUUUACUCUCCGACUUACGUCGUGAAAGAUUUCCCCAUCGCCAGAUACCAGGGCCUGCAGUUUGUGUAUCUUUCUUUCGUCUACCCAAACGACUUCACACGGCUCACACACAUGGAGAGAGAAAACAAGUGUUUCUACCGAGAGUCUCCAAUCUACUUAGAAAAAUUUGGUUUCUACAAGUAUAUGAAGAUGGAUGAGGAGGAAGAUGAUAGGCCAUUCUUCUUUCCCAACCCUGACGAUUUCCUUGAGGAGGAGGAGAUGGUGGAUGCUGAGGACGAGGCGGAGAUUGUUGGCACACCGACUCCCAAGAAGCCUCCGCACUUCAGUCAGACAAGCCACGCCUCAAAACCCUUCCAUCCGCAACAUCAACCUGGGCCUACAUUUGUGGGCAAGGAAGGAGAAGAUGAAGAAGAUGAGCCUGACGACAAAGAAGAAGGAGGAAUCGAUAGUAUUACACAACGUAGAGAGAGGAUACACUUUCCGUACAGAGAUGAGGAGACGGAACGGGACAGACAUUGGAAAAGAGCUCAUCCAAAAACGAACAGAAGUCAUGACAGCGGAGAGAUGGUACCCAAAGUCCAAUCUAGGAUGCAUUACCCUGACAUAGAUAGCGUCAUCCCGGGGCGCUCUCUAUCCUGGAUCCAUAGCAGCCCAAACAGUAAAGGCGGAGGACCGGAAGUAUCUGAGAAAGAAGUCGAUGCUCCACCGAAACUGACAAGAUCUCUCUUUUUCCCCAAAAAGUCCUCCAUCCCUGCGCUUACCAGUCGUGCCAAACAGAUCCUGACUAACUCCGCCCACAGCAACAACGUCCGUGACAAUAACAGCAAACUUGCUGCAAACAAGAAGAAGGAUGAGAACAAGAUCUACAUCACGAGGCCUCGGCCCAACAGGGAACGAGAGAAGGAACGGGAGCAGCGUCGAGAGAGGAGGGAGGAGCGGGCAUCUCGUCACCCGAGAGAGAUAUUCCCUGGAGUUUUUCUCUACCAAACAGGAAAGACGACAAGAUUGGUGAAACUCGGCGCCCAAGGAAAUGUCGGUGGGGUUAAAAUGGGUAGAAGUCCAGUCAGCGCCCCUCAACUGUGGCCCAGUCGCUCCAUGAAAGAGGGCAAAGCAUCUCCGGACAAUGGAAGCAUUCAAAAGUCUACCAACGGUGAAACAGAUGUAAAACGGUUCAGGGAAAGUCGCCCUUUAAAGAGCAAUGUCACGACUACUCCUCCCAGUAAAGGUGAUCCACUGUCCCAUCACCAAGACUCCACUCCGCCUUCACCUCAUUGGUCGAACUCCACCGAAAACCCUCAAGGUCAAAAGCGGGUUACGUCUUACCUCAGGACCACUGAGAUCACAGAAUUGCAGCCGGACUCCAACCUGGAUGAGCUGGAGCAGGACAUGAACCGCUCCAACCCUGACCCAGAGCCAGAACUGGAGGAAGGCGAGAUGUCGGACUACAGCUACGAGGAAGUGGAGGCUCGUCCGGGCUGGGCAGAGGAGAGCAUCAACUGGCAGAGGACCUUCUCUGUGAAUCCGAUGGACUUUGAGCUGCUGCGGUCCGACUGGAAUGACCUGCGCUGCAACGUGUCUGGGAACCUCCAGCUGGCGGAGAGCGAGGUGGUGGAUGUGUUGGCCCAGUACAUGGAGAAGCUGAACGAACGCAAUGGAGGGAUUUAUACAUUGUUACGAAUCAUCAACGUGGAGAAGCGCCGUGACUCUGCCAGAGGAAACCGCUAUCUGGUGGAACUGGAGCUAAUGGAGCGAGGCCGCAGUGUAGUGCGUCUGUCUGAGUACGUGUAUCUGCUCCUGCACCGUGGCAGGCAAGUAGACGAAAGCCUGGAGAACUCUGAGACCGUUCCAGGCUCCGUCCCGGCUUCAGGACCUUCCGCCGCUACGUCCAACCUUAGCGCCUCAUCGAACCCGCCCUCGACCAGGUCCCCGUCACGACCCGCAGCCACACCCUGGAGCACAGCCUACGCCAAGCCUCUGCUCUGCCAGCCAGUCAUGCUGCAAUGGAGGAAAGAUGUUAUGGUGCACUUUGUGGUCCCAGUGAAGAACCAAGCACGCUGGAUCCAGCAGUUCAUUUCAGACAUGGAAAAUCUCCACCAUCAGACCAAGGAUGACAAUUUCAGCAUCAUCAUUGUUGACUUUGACAGCGAUGACAUGGAUGUGGAGCAGGCACUUCGAGACAGCAGCGUGCCGAGAUAUGAAUAUCUUAGGAGAGAAGGGAACUUUGAGCGCUCGGCAGGACUGCAGAUUGGAGUGGACACCAUCGAGGACAGCCACAGUAUCGUGUUCCUGUGUGACCUCCACAUCCAUUUCCCUCUCAACAUCUUGGAGAGCAUCCGGAAGCACUGUGUGGAGGGACGCCUCGCUUUCGCUCCCAUUGUUAUGAGACUCGGCUGUGGGAGCUCACCUCUGGAGCCUGACGGGUACUGGGAGGUAAAUGGAUUCGGGCUGUUUGGUAUUUACAAGUCUGAUUUUGAUAAAAUUGGAGGAAUGAACACGGAAGAAUUCAAAGACCGCUGGGGUGGAGAAGACUGGGAGCUUCUGGACAGGGUGCUACAGAACGGUUUGGAAGUGGAGCGACUCCGCUUGCGGAACUUCUUUCACUACUACCACUCCAAACGUGGAAUGUGGAAUGCCCAAAACAAGAAGACUCCUAAGUGAUAGCCGACUCCUAGAUCUGCCUGCAGAUCCGUGGCGCGUGUAUGUGUGAGAACGAGCCGGGAGAGCUCACUCACUGCCUACCUAUUUUCAGGGAAGCGUCUGCUUCAGCAUGGGCCCCUCUUGUCGUGUAACGGAGGGGGGUGGGGGGGGUCGUCUAAAUGUGAACUUUGGAAGCGAGCUGUUUACACAAAUCAUGGUGGGUCAACUGGAGUACUUUGGGGAAGAGAGAGGCUUUUUCUACUCUUUCUCUCUACCCUUUACUAGUGGAGUGUUCUCGGAUGAAGUGGAAAGCAGCUGUUUAGUGUGUGUGAGUGUGCUUAUGUAUAUAUGUACAGUAUAUACAGUGGUGUGAAAAGGUGUUUGCCCCCUUCUUGAUUUUUGCAUAUUUGUCACACUUCAAUGUUUCAGAUCAUCAAACAAAUGUAAAUAUUACUCAAUGACAACACAACUGAACACAAAAAUGAAACUUGUUUUAUUAUUAAGAUAGAAACAGGCCAUGACACUACCACCACCAUAUUUUACUGUCGGUUUGAUGUUGUUUUUGUGCCGUUACUUUUACGCCACAUGUAAUGGUGGCACACAUUUUUUCAAAAGGUUCAUCUUUUGUGUCGACAAACGACAGUAUUUUUGCUUAGUAUCUUUCUUACGAUGGAGUCAUGAACACUGACCUUAACUGAAGUGGGGCCUGUUGUGGGGUCUUUUAUGACCUCUUGUUGUCGCUGCGCUCUUGGGGUAAUUCUGGUUGGCCCGGCGACUCAUGGCAAGGUUCACUACUGUUUCAUCAUUUGGGGAUAAUGGCUCUCACUGUGUUGUGCUGGAGCCCGAUGCUUUAGAAAUGGCUUUAUAAGCUUUUCCACUUGAACUCAUUUAUGUUUUAGGUUAAGUUAAGGUCAGUGUGGUGUAAAAGUAACGGCACAAAAACAACAUCAUACCAACAGUAAAAUAUGGUGGUGGUAGUGUGAUGGCCUGUUUCUCCCUUAAUAAUAAAAUAAAAAUAAUAAAAAUGAAAUAACUUUUUUUAUUAAAAAAACGGUAUUUUGUGUUCAGUUGUGUUGUCAUUGACUAAUAUUUACAUUUGUUUAACAACCUGAAAUGUUUAAGUGUGACAAACAUGCAAAAAAAUCAGGAUAGGGGGGCAAACAGUUUUUCACACCACGGUAAGUGUGUGUGUGGCGGCUGAAAGAUGAACGAAAGCACCUUUUUUCCUAACAAGGAGAUGCGCACCUCAGAUUUUAUUGUGUUAUGUUGGCACAAUGUGAAUUUGUAUCAUCAAGCUCCGAUACCGUGACGUACGAAUAUUAAAUCGACGCAAAAUAUAUCAAUUAAUCAAUUAUGGCCGAGGUGCUAAAGUAACGAAUUUUACAUUACAUUACAUAUACAGUAGAUCCAGCCAUCCGGUUUCUACGCCAUGGGGGGGUAUGCUGGAGCCUAUUCCAGCUGACUUGGACUGAUCGCCAGCCAAUCACAGAUCACACAUAGAUAUGUCAUCUAUAUACACAUCACAUUUACGCCCUCCAUCUUGUCUUUCACAUUAUCUCGUCAGCGUCAUGUGCUUUUGUACAGUUGGAACUUUCUCUACAGCCCUGCCAUUUUUGGAACGGGGGUCAUUUUACCAUGAACUGCUGUCGUUUAUUUUGUUUUUACGACUACACUAACUGUUGUGUUUUGAUACCUGAAACACUGGUUUGUGAACAGUUGACGCCUCUUAAUCGCCGGAUGCUCGCCUCCGCGUUCCCUCCGCGUUCCCUCCAGAUCUCUAACCUCAUCGUCAAAGUGAACACUACGGAGGGAAUUAGAGGUCUUAGAGUUGGGUUUAAUUUUUAAGCAUUUUUGUGUUGCAAAUAUUGGCUAUGUGGAAAAUGAAAAGGUUUAUUUAUGUGCGUAUUACCUGAAACUCAAACAGAAGUGGGAGCAUUUACUGUUUCUCACGUGUGUGCCUUCAUCAGGGUCGGGGCUGCAGGUCGUGUUAUUAACAGAAGAACAGGAAUGAUAGAAGGAAUUACGGUUCUUUACCAUGGAUUACAGAUGAUGGAGUGGGUGUCCUUGUUGUAUUAAUUCAAAGCAAACUAAAAGGCCAAUGUUGACUACUGAGCAGGACCACGUGGUCUUACGCUGACCCUGCAGUCCAGCAGGGCCCGACUGGCUCCAACCAGUUUAAAUGGAGGGAGGACGGGCUCCUAAUGCUUCUCUUUAUACAACUAUUGGUUUAAGUUAUAUAUUAUAGUUAAUAAUCCGGUGUUGACUUAUAUGAUUGUUAAAUGCCCUCUUCUUUGCCUCUACUGGACAAAAGGUCUAAACUGUACCAGGUCAUUUAACAGUCAUAAGGGACUAUAUAAAGAACUGUGUAAACUAUGAACUAGACUAGAUAUAUAUUGAAGAAGCGGAGUGGCGGUAAAUAGGAAUAUACAUUCCAAGGUAAUUUCUGUGAAAUUGUUUCGUAGAGAAAAGGUUAAAAGAAUGUACUUUAAUUUGUUUGUUUUUUUUCCAUAUAAAAUUUUAUGCUUACGCCUA